AUGGCACCACCCUCCUCUUCGGGCUCAAGACCGCGCCCUCCCGCGGCCGGCCAGCAAACAUCGACUGUGUCGCGGAACAGUGAAUGGGCGCCUCCUCUCGUCGUUCAACCUAGCGGCAUCGUCGCGCGGCCUCUCACUCCCGAGCACGCAUGGGAUCCCAUGGAUCUUGUUCCCGACGCGGACACGUACGUCGCCGUCCCCAGCAGCAAGGCCGCCCGGAAGCGACUCCUCGAGGAGAAGGAAGCCCUGGAGGCUUCGGGAAAGCGCGCGCGCCUCGACAAGCGCUACGUCCUCGUCAAUUUGCCGCCGCUGCGUGCCCCAUUCUACUACGAGCUCCCGCCGGAGCAGCGAGUCGUUGACUAUCGCCUCUACCGCCAACCGAACAUACCGGUGGUGGAGAGGCUUGUGCUCGAGCGGCUUACCCUCCAUCGCCCUCAACGCCGCCACGUACAUUUUAACGAUGAAGGGUACGGGUACGACUUCCCCGACCCCGUACGUGUCCUAGGGAGGUGGAACUUGCCAUUGGAUGGCUUCAAGUUGGCGGAGAAACCGGACGACCCCGCACUCCGGAAUCGCGUAGUGGGGUGGACCGAACAUGAAGAAUGCCUCGUCCUCAGCCCCAACACCUCUUACAUACCCUACGUCCCCCCUCCCGACAUGACCAACUACCGCCUCCGUAUGCGCUCCGAUGGGCAGUUUGGUGCCGAGGACUGGACGCUCGUGCCGACCUAUUAUAUGCCCUCUGACGCCCCGCACAUCGCUUGCAUUCCGCGCUGCCCUCCCGCCCCCGGCCAUCCGUGGCACUUAAUGUGGCUCGGUGUCGACAUGUGGUUCGAGUCGGUCUUGGACAACUACAAGCCGCACGCGGAGAAGGUGGUGCUCUCGCGUGCCGUCUUCAAGGAGUUGAAGAAGCUGGUGAACCCCCUCCGCAAGCUAGCGACGGAUUAUCUGGCGGACUGCAAGCGGAAGAAGAUGGACCCUUUCCCCUGGGCGCGCGGUCUGGAGAUGACGCUCAGCCAUCUGAUGGGACGUCUGGGAGCUUUGCCUGUGAGCCGUCGCCGCGCUGUGCUGAUGGCUAGAGAGUGCCAGCGCUUGUGGCGCGAGCUCUUUGGCAUGAUGAACUUUGUUCAUCUUGUUCAGCCGGUGCUCUCCGGGCUCGUCGACGCGCCGGAAGUCAAGACCCCGCACUGGUUCAUCGGAGCGGUGACGGAGGAUCUCCACCAUGUUCAGCUACUCUACGCGGCCGGCGUGCCCGUAUGGUACGUUCGCGACUACGACAUCGAAUUCCACCAACUCCUUCGCACGAGGAAUAGGAUCGCCGUGCCGUACGCCGAGGAGAUGCAGUCCAUGUACACGCCCGCGCAAAUGGCGUGCAUCAACCGCCACCCCGACAACCUGCCAUUCAUCUUCGAGGGCUCGCCGAAGGACCCCCGACGUGUGAAGCACCUCCAUCGUUAUGCUACCCUUCGCGUCGCCGUCAGCCGGCCCAUCGAUGAUCCCUCCGACGACAAGGAUCCGCUCGCCUUCGUGGACUUCGAGCGAGGGGCAUCCCGUGCGCGGCCACUCGCAAACCUUCCAGGGUUCAUCGCGGAGGUCGGCAAUGGAGGUCCUCCACGGACGCAUGGGGAGCAGCAGCAUGACCUCCCCCCCUUCGACUUCGACACCGCCAACGUGCCCGAGCAGGUCGAGGCCCCAUCGGAGCAGUUGCCCGACUUCCUCUAUGCCGGUAGCAACUUUGAGGAUUACGAGUUGAUUGAUUCUCCCGUCUUUCGUCCUGUCGGCUUCACCGACGACGAGAUUCCCCCUCUCGCGCAACCUUCGACGACCGCAUCAACGGGACCUUCGACAUCGAGUUCGGCCACGACGGCUGCGUCGAGUUCGGCCACGACGGCUGCGUCGAGUUCGACCACGAUCGCAUCAAGUUCGGCUCCUACAACUGCAGCGAGCUCUGCUGCCGCGACUUCGUCAAGCUCGGCGCCGAGUUCAGCAAUCCCAAGUUCAGCAGAUGCGUCGUCGUCCCCGGGGUCGCCAACGACAACAACAGAGGCCGCGGAUACGUCGAGUGCGCCACCUGGGCCUCCUGCAGAGCUGAUUACGCCGACGAUCCCCGGUCAGUCGCGCUGGGGACGCUCCACAUCUGCGUUGCCGAAGUCGAAGCGCCGCGUCCGAAAGGCCACCCCUCCCCCUCGUGCACGCCAUCCAUCCCUUGACCUGCCGUCUAUGCCUAGCAGCUGGUACAACCAGAUCAAGGACGUGCGACCGUAUUGGCCCUUCGAGUCCAGCAAGACCGACGACCACCGCAGCUUCCCCCUCCCCUCCAUCAUCACCGGGCCCGACACGGACGAACGCUGCGCGUUCUAUGUCCAGGCUUGGACGGCCCUAGCUCCGUACCUUGUCGAGGGCGCUCAGAGCGACGUCCGAGAGUUGGACAUGCCCAUGGUGAUCGCACCGGAGCAGGUUCCCAACCCGGAGGAGAAGGAAUGGCAGCCAUCUUCGGAGUCUCUUCGCCGCCGCACGGCGCUCAAGGCUUCCGAUUGGAAGCAACUCCUCUUCGCGCGUGUGACGAUGCGGGGUCAAGGUGCCGUCGCCGGUACAAUGGGCAUCAUCCGCGACCUGCUCGGCGAGGGCUUCGACUGGGACGCAUUCGUCAAGAGCCAGCUGCAGCCAUACACCAUCCGCGGGGUCGUUGUCCAGCCUGGGAUGUUGCCGCCGCCCAACGUCAUGAAGGACGAGUUGCUCUACGUCCAGGAGCUCGGAUUCCGGCAAGAUGUCGUCGACCUUGAGCGGCGCGUGCGCCCUUACGCCUUGACGCCGGCUGAGGAGCUGCACCGCCUUCGCCAUAUGUUCGACAGGCGCACCUGGGAUGGGGUCGACAUCUUCAACUUGAAGGAUCUCGGCGAGGGUCGUGGGCUUGCGGCGGCAGACUGGCUGGAACGUUCGCGCUACGUUCAGGCCUUUGCACGGGUGAUGAUGCACUGGAUCCCGCGCCUGCCGGCAUCCUUGGACCACCUCGCGCGCGCCGAGAGAAUGACGUACGGGCAGUUCUACUGGUUCGAGGAGGAGGUCGUCGCCUUCUACGUGCGCCUGCUCUGGUACGAAUUGCACCGCACAGCCAUCGCCCCUCCCCGUCGCAGCACCGCGUAG
This is a messenger RNA of Schizophyllum commune H4-8, 3144 nucleotides long. RefSeq lists its product as uncharacterized. Bases 1 to 3144 code for a protein of 1047 amino acids. The transcript has 4 exons. The record is from RefSeq and is a predicted model, not a curated record. NCBI's taxonomy places the organism in Eukaryota, Fungi, Basidiomycota, Agaricomycetes, Agaricales, Schizophyllaceae.